Molecule: messenger RNA, 886 nt
Organism: Austrofundulus limnaeus
Lineage: Eukaryota; Metazoa; Chordata; Actinopteri; Cyprinodontiformes; Rivulidae
Gene: ephx5
Product: epoxide hydrolase 5
Biological process (GO): arachidonate metabolic process; epoxide metabolic process
Molecular function (GO): epoxide hydrolase activity
Source: RefSeq, a predicted model, not a curated record
CUGCGUGAAAGGUCUCCACAUCAACUUUGGUAUGCCACCAAGAGGCUUCAAAGUGUUGUUGUCUACGAUGAUUGGUCGUUAUCUGCCCUUCCUGGUGGGCUUCAGUAAGGAAGAUGUCCGCCGGCUGUACCCGUACUUUGAGAAGAACGUCUGGGAAACCCUGAGGGAAUCCGGCUACCUCCACAUUCAGGCCACUAAACCAGACACUGCAGGCUGUGGACUGAAUAGCUCACCUGUAGGUUUGGCAGCCUACAUCCUGGAGAAGUUCUCCACCUGGACGGACAGGAAGAACAGAGAUCUGGUGGACGGUGGACUGGAGAGAAAAUUCAGCCUGGAUGACCUCUUGACAAAUGUCAUGAUCUACUGGACCACGGGCUCCAUCGUCUCCUCCAUGCGCUUCUACAAAGAGAACCUGAAGGGCGACCCCAACAAACGAAUCGAUUCAAAGACAGAAAUAUUUGUCCCAACCGGACUGGCUGCGUUCCCUCACGAGCUAAUGCACUGCCCCAAAUCGUGGGCACAACUAAGGUACCGAAACAUCCACUCCUAUAGCUUCAUGCCUCGAGGCGGCCACUUCGCCGCCUUUGAGGAGCCUCAGCUUCUCGCUGACGACAUCAUCCAGUUUGUUCAAAAGGUAGAAAAGCUGUGAACUCUUAAAUGUACUCUCAGACAGAUGCAGUAAUUGUACUGUUUUAUUACGACUGACAUUCUGCACAUACAAAUCUUAUUUUUUUAAUCCUUUUAACACAAUGCACCUUUAUUGCUUGAUUUGUCCCGUUAUUAAAAAUGUUUCUAAAGCUGUAAACAUGGACACUUGUUGCAUUGUUUCCUUAGAUGUGUCAUUAAACUGUUGUUCUGCUCAUUAAAAGUUUAUAUUGCAUUAUCA